AUGGCGAAGGAACUUACUUGUGAGUACUCCUCUCCAAUGAGGCCACUUGUCAUUCGUUUCCUCUUUCUCGUUGCUCCUCCCUCGCCACUUAUGUGGAGCACUCGUCCUUCUUCAACCUCCACCUUAACCUCUUCUUUCUUAAGUCCGGGGAGAUCAGCGUUGAAAACAUGGGCUUCUGGAGUCUCUUUCCAGCCUAUGCAAGCAUUGGAAAAUGCAGAGGUUUUGCGGCCAGAGCUUUGGACAUUGGCUACCGAGCUUGAGAAAGGGAAGUCCUCAAAGGGUUCCCAAAUAUCAAAAGACAAUGGAUUGAAAACGUUCCUUUGUUGGUUGCCAAAGAAGCUUAGAAUCAGAGACGUUUUAUAG
Fraxinus pennsylvanica is the source of this 363-nucleotide messenger RNA. The record is from the annotation of a GenBank genome assembly. Lineage: Eukaryota; Viridiplantae; Streptophyta; Magnoliopsida; Lamiales; Oleaceae.